CCCGCCAUUUUUAUUUUUCGAAUUGUCCAAAAUUACCAAAACAGGAAGUUUAUUUUGGAAUCCCUCCAAAUCUCUAAUAUUCAAAUUAGGCACUCUAAAUUGCAGGCGCAUUAUAAUCUUGUCCCUCUGUUUCUGCAGUUUUUAUUUUCAUGGCGGACUGCGAACCUCCCUCGUUCUCUCUGGGCUUCGAUUUUGGUUUCGAAUCGGAGCCCCAAAUACCUGUUCAGGAACCCUCCAUUCCCCCUCAACAACCAGCUCCAGUUCCUCCUGUUGUCGACCCAAGCGACCUAACGCCUCUUGAUGACGACGGAGACAAAUUAGGACCUGAAGUCGCGGAUUCGGAUCUCGAUACCCGUCCAGAUCCACCUCGGAUUUUCAAACGCCUCAGGCGAGGACCGCCCAAGUUGCCCAAGAAGCCGCCGCUCAGUGGUGAUGGUGAGGAUGAUAUCGAAGAUUUCUCCUCACAAGAGGAUAUUUUACAUGCAAAAGUGUGUACAGAAGUAAAUCCAUCAGCACAACAACUUCAUGCCAUGUGUAGUAGUUCAAAGAUUCCUUUACAUGGAUGUGGAGCUAUUAGAAACUCAUCAAGCCAGUGGAAGGCAAUAAAAAACAAGCCAGUUUCAACUUCAACAGCUUCUGCAAGCGUGGAAUCAAGCCACAAUGAAAAGUUGUUUCGAAAUGUAACUGUUAGUCCUCUUCGAAAGUUCCAGUUAAUUGAUUCUGAUUCAGAUGAUACUUCCACAAGUGAAGAAGUUAUAAUCAAGGAAAAUCACAAACAAAACGCUGGCCAUCCUACCACUACUGGUGAACAAAUAAGAAAAGCUUCAGAUUUUAUGCCCCAGGGAGUGGAUUUAUGGAAAGAUUUCUGUCCAGUUAAGAGUGUUUGUACACCUGUUUUAGACGAGUUCUGUGAAGAAUACUUCCGCUCUUUGAAUGAUAUGAAAGCAUCUGAGAAAAUGGGAAAAAGAAAUGGCCAAAACAUUGAACAGUCCUUGAAUGUGGCUAAUUCACUUCUGCCUGCACAUCGUUACUUUCUCCAUCAUGAUCCUAGGGUUCGGAAGUUAGUUCACAAUCGCUUAUCCAAUUUCUUCCCGUUAGGUAUUGAUGAGAACAGUGAAAAUCAACAGUGUCGUGCAUUGUUUAUUGAUUACAUGGGACAAUUUGGUAACAGAGAAGCUCCUAAACGACAAGCAACUCAACAAGUUAUUCUCGGGAGUUCAAAGAGAGGAAGAAACAAAGCAAAUGAAGAACUCUUGCUUGGUUCUCGAGGCUCCAGUAACCUACAAAAAGGCAAAGUAACACAAAGUAGUACUGCUAAGAAAAGCUCAAAUAAGAGAAAUAGUAAGUCAGUAAAACAAAGUGCUGGGGAAGUUUUUAAUGCUUCUGAGAAGUGGGUAGAUCCAAAACAAGGGAGCACAUCAAGAAAAACUAGUGUUAAGAGAAGCUCAAAGAGAGGGUGCAGUACAGCACAAACAUCCAGCCCUGGAGAAGGCCUCCAUAGCUGGGUGGAUCCCAGAAGCAGUGCUCAAUCAAAUGGUCAAUCUGUUGGUCAUUGGUUUACAGGCUCAGAUGGACGAAAGGUUUAUGUCAAUAAAAAUGGGCAAGAGCUGACCGGUCAAAUUGCUUACAGGCAAUACAAGAAGGAUAGAGGAGCAGGCUCAAAUAAAGCCAAAAUGAAAACGAGUUCCAAAAGGAAAAAAACUUGACAGUGUAUUACAAGCCUUAUGCAUUCCUUCUUGUAGAUUUGUAAAUCUGUUGUUCAACCUCCUAUUAUCUUCAUUCUUUUUCCCCUAGUAAAAAAAAACCUGUUGGUUCCCGAAAUACAGUAUGAUGGCUUUGUCCAAAUUUAAAUACCUGAUGUCUAACA
Humulus lupulus (European hop) is the source of this 1867-nucleotide messenger RNA. RefSeq lists its product as uncharacterized. Bases 150 to 1706 code for a protein of 518 amino acids. Lineage: Eukaryota; Viridiplantae; Streptophyta; Magnoliopsida; Rosales; Cannabaceae. The record is from RefSeq and is a predicted model, not a curated record. The transcript is spliced from 5 exons.